Molecule: messenger RNA, 1728 nt
Organism: Acanthosepion pharaonis
Lineage: Eukaryota; Metazoa; Mollusca; Cephalopoda; Sepiida; Sepiidae
Source: the annotation of a GenBank genome assembly
AUGAGAAUUUUUUCUUUCUGUUUCUAUCAGUCUAUCUAUCUAUUUAUCUAUCUAUCUAUCUAUCUAUCUAUAGGGUUAAGCACUAAUAUUAGAGAAACCCAAUCUAUCUAUCUAUCUAUGCAAUACAGCACCAAAUUUGACACAGAAAUUUGGCAUGGACGUACUCCUGGAGAAGUUCCCUUGGUCCGAUUGGAUGAAUUCUCUGAAGAAUUGUUUGCAAGUUACUCGGGACCUGACUUAGGAUUGGCCUGCAAUGAAGUCCAAAAUGGCAAUGAAACAUUCCAUAAAAUUGCUGGUGCCCAUUCCUGGAACAAUAAGGACCAGAGAGCAUAUGGACUCUGCAUCUCUUUGUAUGAUCAGCAUCCAAUUUAUGGCAAGAUGUCAGGUGAUCCGAUUGCCGAUGCCUUUGCAAUAUGUUGCCGAAAAAACAAUGCUGUGAUGCUUAUUGCAGACGGAGUAAACUGGGGUGAAAAAUCACGCUUGGCUGCUCGUUGUGCACUUUAUGGCAGCAUGGAAUACAUUAACCGGCAGUUGUUUACCGAGAAACAACAACCGGCCAACACCCAGGAAGCUCUGGAAUUACUACGAACCUCUAUGGAUGCAGCACACAAUACCAUUCUGAAGAAAGAGGGAGGUCUGACCACUCUUUGUGUCUGUCUUGUGUGCCCAGUUUAUAAUUCUGCUGAUUUUGCUGUUUGCUGUGUUAAUGUUGGGGACAGUUUUGCAUAUGUCUUUAGCAAAAACAAUGGAAUUCGAGAAGUGACUGUAGGUUCUCACGAUGUUGCCUCUGAGCGAGAUAUUCGCGAUGCUGGGGGCGCUAUUGGCCCUGUUGAUGGUGAUAACCCCGAACUACAGAAUCUCACCUGUUCACUAACGUUUGUUAAUAAAGGUGAUGUAGUGUUCUUAACAACUGAUGGCAUAUCUGAUAACUUUGAUCCCGUGGUCACAAAAGUUGCCAUUCCCAAAAAAGACGUUGACAAUAACUCAAAUGAUGCUUCACCCACAACUCCAGAUGCAAAUGAAGACAAACCGAUGAUGGAGCCACGGGAAAGGCACAUAUACGCUCUUAAAGAAAUGGAGCGUAUUGUUCAUGAACACGAAUUAUUAACAGAGGAGACUUGUUCUGCACAAGAACUUUGUGGAGCUCUGGUGCAACAUGUUCUUACCCUCACAGACUCCAAAAGAAAAAUACUUGAGAAUCCAGAAUUGUAUAAGAAGAAAAAAAUGACGUCUAAAGAACGCAAGCGUAGAGACUCACAGAUUGUUGAGCAAAUGUCUAAAGCUCCUGGCAAACUUGAUCAUGCUUCAAUUGUGGCGUAUGAAGUGGGUAUAUGUUGUGAAAACGAGGAGGAUGAAGAGCUUACGAAGGAGGAUCCCGAUUCUGUAAAGGUCAGUACCUCGUCGGUUGGCUGUUCCGACUACUCUUCAUCAUCGAAUCAUGAGGAGGUCAUCUCUUCCCCCAACUCCAUUUCCAUCCCCGUCUUUAAAAAAUCAAGCCCCAAAAAGUUCUUUUCUAAGCUACGCACUUCUGCCGUUACUCCUCCAUCACCUGUGUCAGCUCUCAAUUUCUCAUUACUCUUCCUCCAAAGGAAAAACUCAUCCAAACGUCCUCGAUCAAUGGUGGAAUCAGAACCAAGUACACCUGUCUCUCCCAUUUCUCCAAAUAUAGUUUAUCCUGGCAAUCAGCCCUAUUACUAUCAAACUUUUUCUUAUGAAUCUACUGUUUAA